GGCUGGGCCCCGCAGAGCGGGAGGGAAAAGGGGCGAAGGAGCGAGCGGAGCCGCCGCUGCCGCCGCCGUCGCCGCCGCUGUCGAGCCCGAGCCGGAGCCGUGUCCGCGCCCGCGUCCGCCCGCCCGCCCGUCAGUCCUCGAGUCCGCCCGUGUCCAGCAGCGGGGCCCAGCAUGGUCAUGGCGGAUGGCCCGAGGCACUUGCAGCGCGGGCCGGUUCGGGUGGGGUUCUACGACAUCGAGGGCACCCUGGGCAAGGGCAACUUCGCCGUGGUGAAGCUGGGGCGCCACCGCAUCACCAAGACCGAGGUGGCAAUAAAAAUCAUAGAUAAAUCUCAGCUGGAUGCAGUGAAUCUAGAGAAAAUCUACAGAGAAGUCCAAAUAAUGAAAAUGUUAGACCACCCUCACAUAAUAAAACUCUACCAGGUGAUGGAGACCAAAAGCAUGUUGUACCUUGUCACCGAAUAUGCCAAAAAUGGAGAGAUUUUUGAUUACCUUGCAAAUCAUGGCCGGUUGAAUGAAUCUGAGGCAAGGAGAAAAUUCUGGCAAAUCCUGUCUGCGGUAGAUUACUGUCAUAGUCGGAAUAUUGUACACCGUGACCUCAAGGCUGAAAAUCUGCUGCUAGAUAACAACAUGAAUAUCAAAAUAGCAGUGCAGAUGUGCCAGUCUCUGGAAGGCUCUUGGGCAGCAAAUCUAAUAACAGAAAUAUCGGACACUGGGAAUCUGCUUAAGCUGACAUCCAGUAAAGCAGCGGUCUCUAAACUCCCCUCUCUCAGCAAACCAUUUUUGAAUUUUGGUUUUGGAAAUUUCUUUAAGAGUGGUGAACCACUGGCCACAUGGUGUGGCAGCCCUCCUUAUGCCGCCCCGGAAGUCUUCGAAGGACAACAGUAUGAAGGACCACAACUGGAUAUUUGGAGCAUGGGAGUAGUUCUUUACGUCCUUGUCUGUGGAGCGCUACCUUUUGAUGGACCGACUCUCCCUAUCCUGAGGCAAAGGGUUCUGGAAGGAAGAUUCCGGAUUCCCUAUUUCAUGUCAGAAGAGUGUGAGCAUCUCAUCCGGAGGAUGUUAGUGUUAGAUCCAUCUAAAAGGCUGACAAUAGCCCAAAUAAAAGAGCACAAGUGGAUGAUGGUGGAAGUUCCCGUACAAAGACCUGUUCUCUAUCCACAAGAGCAGGAAAAUGAGCCAUCUCUUGGGGAGUAUAAUGAGCAGGUCCUGCGGCUAAUGCAUAGCCUUGGAAUAGAUCAACAGAAAACCAUGGAGUCUUUGCAGAACAAGAGUUAUAACCACUUUGCUGCUAUCUAUUACUUAUUGGUGGAAAGGCUGAAAUCUCACCGGAGCAGCUUCCCUGUGGAGCAGAGAGUUGAUGCUCGACAGCGUCGGCCCAGCACUGUUGCUGAACAAACCGUUGCCAAGGCACAAACUGUUGGUCCCCCAAUGACCAUACGUUCACAGAACAUGAGACUGAUGAGGUCCCCCAUCCUCCCUCAAACAUCAAAUGUGGAGGCCUUUUCCUUUCCAAAUUCUGGAUGCCAGGCCGAGGCAACAUUCAUGGAGGAAGAACGAGUUGAUACACCAAAGGUGAAUGGUUGUCUGCUGGACCCAGUGCCCCCCAUAAUGAUGAGAAAAGGAUGUCAAUCGUUGCCUAGUAAUAUGAUGGAGACCUCCAUUGAUGAAGGAAUAGAGACAGAAGGAGAGCCUGAGGAAGACCCCAGCCAUUCAUUUGAUGCUUUCCAAUCAACACGCUGUGGGCAGAGACGUCACACAUUGGCAGAAGUGACCAAUCAGCUAGUCAUGAUGCCUGGCACAGGAAAAGUCUUUUCUGUGAAUGACCACCCCUCCUUGGGCAGUGUGGAUUCUGAGUAUGACAUGGGAUCCAUUCAGAGGGAUCUGAACUUUCUAGAGGACAACCCAUCCCUGAAGGACAUCAUGUUGGCCAAUCAGCCUACACAUCGCUUGACACCUCCUUUCAUAAGCAUACGACCUGCCAAUCCAGCCAUGCAGGUACUGAGCUCACAGAAACGAGAGGCUCACAACAGGUCCCCAGUAAGCUUCAGAGAAGGCAGGAGGGCAUCAGAUACUUCUCUCACACAAGGACUUGUAGCAUUUAGACAGCACCUUCAGAACCUGGCUCGAACCAAAGGAAUUCUUGAACUGAACAAAGUCCAGUUGCUAUAUGAACAGAUGGGGUCAGAGGCAGAACCUAGCUUAGCAUCAGCUGCUCCUCAGCUCCAAGACCUUGUCAGCAGUGCCUCACAGGAGGAAGCCACUCAGCCACAGGAAAAUGCCUCUGUUUUCUCUAACACUGUGCAUCCACAACUGUCCAGACGUCAGAGCCUAGAGACCCAGUACCUGCAGCAUAGACUCCAGAAACCCAGUCUCCUGUCCAAAGCACAGAACACCUGCUGCCAGCUCUACGGUAAGGAUCCUCCCCGGAGCCUGGAGCAGCAGCUGCAAGAGCACAGGCUCCAUCAGAAGCGGCUCUUCCUCCAGAAGCAGUCCCAGCUGCAGGCGUACUUUAACCAGAUGCAAAUAGCAGAGAAUUCCUUUCCGAGGCCAAACCAGCAGCUGCCACUUCCCCACCAGGAGCAGCUCCCCGGUCCUCCGCCACAGCCCUCCCAGCCCCCCCAGUUCAGCCUGGCCCAGUCACUAAGCCCGGUCCUAGAGCCUUCCUCAGAGCAAAUGCAAUAUGACCCCUUCCUCAGCCAAUACCGUAAACUGCAGCUACAGCCCUUGCCCUCCUCGCAGGUUCCCAGCUCUCCUCCUCCGCUGUCAUCACAGAUGCAGCAGCAGCCGCCACAGCCGCCAGCAGCUCCCCCACCCUUACCAUUCUCUUAUCAGACUCCUGAGCUGGCAGGUGCUGCCCCUCCUGAGCCAGACUAUCCUCCCCCCUGUCAGUAUUCCAUGGACCCAGCUCAGCAAAGCAAUGUAGCAUCACCAGACUGUCCCCGGAGCUCAGGGCCAAGGGAGUCCCCCUCCAACUAUGACCCGUUACCACUUUCUGAGUUGCCUGGACUCUUUGAUUGUGAAAUGAUGGAGGCUGUUGACCCACAGCCCAGUGGCUAUGUCCUUGUGAAUUAGCCCCAGCACACGCAGUGUUCAUGUCAGGAAGCAAGGCAAGCAGGGCAAAGGAAAAGAGUGUGAAUUUUUGUUUUUAUUCCAACCUUGAAAUUCACAGCUUAUUUUCCUGCAUUUCCCCUCGUGGGGAAAUGUCAAGUUGCCCAACUGGAACUGUCAGGGCCUGGCUGACGCUGGGUGCUUAGAUCAGCCUGGCCUUGUCCCCAGGAGCUUCAGAGGCAGGUACUGAACGUAGUUGUUAGGCUGAAGAUCAUGCCCCUUGGGCACAUGGAACAGACUCGAGGAAGACUCAGAAAAUGUUUUUUGUAGGAAGAAAGGAAUUCACACCUUCAUUGUAUACCAACUUAUAGCAGUCAAUAUAGAGGGAAACCGGUGAAAGCAAGAAUGCGGCAUGACCUGUUUCCUGGCAAUAAAAGCAAUAUAUUUUUCACUGAAAUAAAGCAACAAAGUGUUAGGCGCUAAAA
Dromiciops gliroides (monito del monte) is the source of this 3536-nucleotide messenger RNA. It is a transcript of the gene SIK2, whose product is annotated as salt inducible kinase 2. The transcript has 16 exons. Bases 172 to 3075 code for a protein of 967 amino acids. Gene Ontology annotation, biological process: protein phosphorylation; intracellular signal transduction; microtubule cytoskeleton organization. Gene Ontology annotation, cellular component: cytoplasm. The record is from RefSeq and is a predicted model, not a curated record. Gene Ontology annotation, molecular function: ATP binding; protein serine/threonine kinase activity; tau-protein kinase activity. NCBI's taxonomy places the organism in Eukaryota, Metazoa, Chordata, Mammalia, Microbiotheria, Microbiotheriidae.